CUGAAAAGUCAGUGCCCACGACGUGUGUAGCCACAGGACUCGCAAGCGGUCUCGCCGAGGGGCUCUCAAGGAUACCGAUCCUGCGACGAGCCUCGUCAGGAUCCAUAGAGGCAAAUGUAUAACUUCGACAUAUAUUCCAUAGCCAGCGCAGUCCCAAGCACGUUGAUGGGCUCGUUGACGGACAUGGACAUCUUCGCAAUAUUCAACCGGACAGCGAAACCUCAUUUCACCUACUUUGUAUACGCCAUCGAGCGUCAGAUCUAUCUCUACACUUUCUGCAGCGUAACUGUGUAUCUAGCCUUUGUCAUUUUGUUUUCGUACGUCGCAACGGUGACUGUACACAUGCUCAUCAUAUUGUUUGGGCGAAAGUGGACCAGCAGGGCAUGGCCGGGCCUGGGCGAGUUCCUUGUUCUCACCCUUCAUUCCCCACCCUGUGUUACGCCUAUGGGUGCGGACAUACUCACUGGGAGUGGUGGUGUUGACUCGGCUAAGACCUGGACACUACAGGCCACAGUUCGAAAGUUAGGUCAUGGCAAUCGGAUUGGCUUAAUAGUAGAAAAGCCCAACUGGCGCGAUGAUGACAACGGUAAUAACCUUGUACGGAAUCGUGUUCGUCUAGACUGGGCUUUAUCUUUCAGUUAUUAUGAACAAUAAUAUAUCUUUUUUAUUCUUAAAAUAAAAAAGGGAUACGUUGAGGAAGAGGAACCCGAAGGGA
Messenger RNA from Truncatella angustata, 715 nucleotides. RefSeq lists its product as uncharacterized. The transcript has 4 exons. NCBI's taxonomy places the organism in Eukaryota, Fungi, Ascomycota, Sordariomycetes, Amphisphaeriales, Sporocadaceae. The record is from RefSeq and is a predicted model, not a curated record. Bases 115 to 654 code for a protein of 179 amino acids.